This is a messenger RNA of Rotaria socialis, 375 nucleotides long. The record is from the annotation of a GenBank genome assembly. NCBI's taxonomy places the organism in Eukaryota, Metazoa, Rotifera, Eurotatoria, Philodinida, Philodinidae.
AUGCCCGAUGGCUGUUUAAAUUGUCGUUUACUUUUAACAUUUAUUUGCAUAUUAAAUUUUCUUAUAUCAAUAACACUGAAAAUAAACCAAACAUGGGCUCAUAUGUCAUGGUUUUUAAUAUUUAUGCCUUUGUGGAUAUUUAAUUUAAUAUCUCUAUGUUUGAUUGGAUAUUUAAUUUUAAUUAAAAAAUGGCUACGAGCAAAAGAAAACUGUUUAAAAAUAAUCUAUUAUUUAUUAAGUGUGUUAUCAUCAUGUGCAUUUGAAAUAUUAUUAUGUAUUAAACUGCAAUAUACACAAGAUAUGCAAUUAUUAUUGUACAACGAAUGUGUAGAACAUGUCAAACAACAAUGGAGAAAACGAUAUGAAAAUUUUUAA